AUGAGCAAAGCUCUCUACAAGAACCUUGAUUUCAAAGUGGAGCUCGUCAACCGUCUGCAACAUCUGCAUAGUUUCUGUGGGCUUGAACAUGGCGACGUGUGCGGUGGCAACGUACUCGUGAAGGAUGACUCCCCCGUAUUCAUCGACUUUGAACAUGCCCGGCCGCACGAGUGCAAGCGAACUAUGGCGAUUGAAGUGGGAAAGCCAUGGCCCCAGGCGUUGGAUUUCGGCUGCUUUGAACUGCAUGACGCUGGAAAAUAUUUCGGGGUUUGGGGCCCUGCUAUCGUCGAAUUCCUGGACGAUUGUAUCUCAGUCUACCAGAUCACUUCUCCAAAACGCUUGGUGGAACUAACGUUGCACAACGACUAUAUCGACCCGGAAGAUGCAUUAGAGCAGGCGCAAGAAUUUGUGCAGUAUCUCGUCAACAGAGGGACACUGCCCGAGUCUGUGUUGAUGAAUUCUGAAUAG
Sparassis crispa is the source of this 468-nucleotide messenger RNA. RefSeq lists its product as hypothetical. Gene Ontology annotation, molecular function: protein kinase activity. Lineage: Eukaryota; Fungi; Basidiomycota; Agaricomycetes; Polyporales; Sparassidaceae. The coding region runs from base 1 to 468 and encodes 155 amino acids. The transcript is spliced from 3 exons. The record is from RefSeq and is a predicted model, not a curated record. Gene Ontology annotation, biological process: protein phosphorylation.